Molecule: messenger RNA, 3565 nt
Organism: Tupaia belangeri chinensis (Chinese tree shrew)
Lineage: Eukaryota; Metazoa; Chordata; Mammalia; Scandentia; Tupaiidae
Gene: RAB9B
Product: RAB9B, member RAS oncogene family
Exons: 2
Coding region: 115-720 (201 amino acids)
Biological process (GO): retrograde transport, endosome to Golgi; Rab protein signal transduction
Cellular component (GO): phagocytic vesicle; late endosome; lysosome
Molecular function (GO): GTPase activity; GTP binding
Source: RefSeq, a predicted model, not a curated record
UUAGAAUCUUAAAAAGAAUAAAACAACAAGAAAAAAAGAAAAAGAUUAAAAUCGUGACAGAAACGCAGCUAGGUUCAGUUUGUUACAAACUCAUCCCUGUCUGGUGCUGCCACAAUGAGUGGGAAAUCCCUGCUCUUAAAGGUCAUUCUCUUGGGUGAUGGCGGAGUUGGGAAAAGUUCGCUUAUGAACCGUUAUGUAACCAAUAAAUUUGACUCCCAGGCUUUUCACACCAUAGGGGUAGAAUUCCUAAAUCGAGAUCUGGAGGUAGAUGGGCGCUUUGUAACUCUCCAGAUCUGGGACACUGCAGGGCAGGAACGUUUCAAGAGCCUUAGGACACCCUUCUACAGGGGUGCAGACUGCUGCCUCUUGACCUUCAGUGUGGAUGACCGACAGAGCUUCGAGAACCUUGGUAACUGGCAGAAAGAAUUCAUCUACUAUGCAGAUGUGAAGGACCCUGAGCACUUCCCCUUCGUAGUUCUGGGUAACAAGGUAGACAAGGAGGAUAGGCAAGUGACUACUGAGGAGGCACAAGCCUGGUGCAUGGAGAAUGGGGACUACCCUUAUUUAGAAACGAGUGCCAAAGAUGAUACUAAUGUGACAGUGGCCUUUGAAGAAGCUGUCAGGCAGGUAUUAGCUGUAGAGGAACAGCUGGAGCAUUGCAUGUUAGGUCACACCAUUGACUUGAACAGCGGAUCCAAAGCAGGAUCUUCAUGCUGUUAAAUGCAGGAAGCCUUUUGAAAGUGUGCCCCACAUUGGUCAGUUAGUAGUGUAAGAGUAACCGUGCCCCUCUAAGAGUGCACACACGCACAAGAGGGCAAGUGACAAGGUUCUGAUUGUGAAACAGAGCCUUUCAAAAUGAUACCAUAGAGCAAUUUAAAAAAAAAAAAAAAAAAGCUUUAUCAAGCCAAGUGUAUUUUGCGUGAUUUCUGCUAUUUCCCCUUCUUGUGUGUCUCAGGACAUGUCACAGAUUUUCAGUCCUGAGAAAUUUCAAUAUUUAAAAUCACAGUUUAAACCUAGAACCCAGCCGCAUGAAGGAGUUAAAGAGCUGCAGUCAUUUCUUAAAGCGUUCCAUCGAUCAACUAGCAAAUGUCACCAUCAGACUCUUGCCAAGUGGUUCCUGUCAUUUCUGCCAAAGGGGGAAAAACAGACCCUGAACUAUAUUAUAAUGAAAAUAAUAACGCAAACAAGGAUUCCUAAGCUUGAAUUAUAAAGGGGUUGUGAUGAUUAGAAGUACAAAAGUAUAAUUAUGUACACCGACUUGUUUAAAUUUUUAUGUAUGGUUUGCUCCCAUCUGAGCUUUUCACAAAAUACCGCCUCAAUGAGAGAUACUCUAAUGACACUGGAAAUGGAUUAUACUUCUUGUGUUUGAAGUCACAGGACACUAGUGAAUGGAUUAUGCUUAAAUAUGCCAACCCCCUUGCAAAUAAAUGGUUGGGCUGCUUUUACAUCAUAAGUCUACUUUUGCUGCAUAGAGAUGUUGCUUCUCUGACAACCUCUUACCAAUUUAGCAGUGCCGCUUAGUAUAUGGCUUUGGGUGCAGUGCUGUCUGCUCAUAAUCUAAAUGGUCCUUUGGUCCACCCCGCUGGGCUCAGAGCAGGCUUCAGAAAAGAUUGGGGGAUAAUGGGCUUUUCUCACAAGGUUUCUUAACUCAAGUAUUUAUUGCAGAAGAAGGAACUGAUUUCUUAUAUGUUGCACUGUACAUUCAGCCAGCCAAACCAGGACUUUGAAAGUGACCAGAGCGCAGAUUCGAACCUGUGUUAGAAUGAAUUUCUCAUAAUUAGAGUUGUCCAACAGUGGAAUACUGCCUUAAUAGUGAGCUCCCUCCCAGUGAAAAUAUUUGCUGGAUGACCAUCUGUAAAAAUAACAUAAAAAUGAAUUACUGCACUGGCUAUAUGUUUAGUAUAAAGUCCCUUCUAGCUCCAAGCUCAAUGAAUCUAUAAAUGACAUCAGAGCCAUGUUAUGGUUAGAUUUAUCUGAAGAUAACAGGUAAGACUAUGGGGAGGGACUAAAAAUUCCCAAACCAUUUUUUUUAAUCAACCUUUAGUAGCAACUACAUAGCUCUUUUACUUUUGCACUGUGAAAGGAACAAAUUUGAAGCUCUGAGUAAUCUUGUGUACCCUGAUAUAAACAUCCAUUGAUACCGUGUUGAAAUACAAAAAUGGUUUGACAAUUUUUGAUUACCGUGACUGCCACUUAUUUACUAUACUAUGAGUAUGCAGUCUAGUUCUUGUUGGUUGAUAUGUUUGUCCUGCACAGUGUUGAAUCUGUUCUUUAAAACACCUAGGAUACAAGUAGUGACUCAAGGUAAUGAGGGACAGUUGGAAAUGAGCCCCAAAAGAGACUUAGGCCCCGGAGAGGUGGGAGCUUUCACAGGAAUACAGCCUAGAACUCUCCAUUGUAGCCACAUAUGGAAUUCGCCUUACAUAUGGGACCUUUUGUGCUUUAAGAGCUCUGGGACUUUUUGGCCACAUAGACAAGAGGAGGACAGUAAUUCAACUCAGUCACACUCAAUAUUUCUAAUAUUCUAUGAAAUAGUCCUGACCCCAUUGUCCAAUUAACUUUGAUGCCAGAAAUCAAAGCCAAAACUGGGAUCCCCACAGUUCUUAAGUAUUGGUCCCUACCCUGCCUAUGCCUAUAGCCAGCCACACUGGUUUCCAAGUUGUAUGAUCAUUUUGCUACAAUUAUGUUAGGGUGAAAAUCUGUACGUUGGAACUGUUAAAUGCCAAUUAUUUAUUUUUAAGUGCAUGAGACCUGGGGCCUUCUCUUUCUACUUGCACUCUGCUUAUACUAGUUUCUAUUUGUAGAUCUCAGGCCUUCAUACAGACUUCCAUCAACUCACAAAAGUACUUGUCUCUACUAGAGUGGCAUGUGGUCAUUUGAGUAAAACCAAUUACAUGGGUAUCUGAUUCAUAGGCAUCCUGUCCAUCCAAGACAAGUGUUAAUUUUAUGGGCAGGUCAGCUGAAGCCCCUUUCUGCUUAGCCAUACCAAUUUGUUCUCUGCCAAAUUACUAUAUAAUAUCUUAAUGAAAGCGCUUAACAUUGACAAAACAGUGCCAUUUUGGUGAGUAGCACUCAGUGAGGUGCUGACAUAUAGUAUGCGUAAGAUUUAAAAACACCAAAGGCUGUAAUCUGUGAGUACCAGGAACUGUGCAUAUAGGUUUAGAAAUUGACUCUGUACUCUAGAAUGUGUAGUGCAAUAUUUUCAAUAGGUGUUUUUUUUUUAAUGCACACUAGAUUUUGGAAUAAUAUAUUUCUAAUUAUAACUAUACUGUUUUUCAAUGGUCCAUUAGAAUAUUAUACAGAAUAUCUCUUUUGUUUAUUGUGUGUAUCGGCUUUCAGGGGGCCUCAGAUUCCAUAUGUCUUCAGUGGAUUGAUGAAUUUCAGGUUAAUUUGUGCCUGCCUCAGCCGUCUCUACUUUAUCCUGAGGUAUUCCACAAUCCUAUUGUUGCAGGUGCUGCUAAAAAUCUCAGAAUUGUGUAUCAGAUCUUUCUUUCAACUGUAAAAAAGAAAAAAAAAAAGAAAAAAAAAACUGUGUUCAAGUGAAUAAAAAGUGCAUUUUGAAUAA